AAACCCUAUUUUAAUUCAAUAAUUAUGAUCAAUCUGUAAGCGUUAACAUUAGAAAUGAUUAAAAUGCUAUUUAUCUGAGCCGUAAUUGUUUGCUCUCCAAAAUUAAUAAAAUGUCAAACGGCCCAUCUUCGGAAGCGCCUAUGACAAUAUACAGUUCAUAUCCCAAACCCGAAGCUCAAUAUCAACAGAUUAUUCAAAAUCCUGAUUUUUUCCUGGACAAGCUUCGCGCCUUUCACGAUUUCUACGGCACAAACUUCCGGGUCCCUAUUGUGGGAGGGAGUUCUUUAGAUCUGCAUCAACUUUUUAUAGAGGUGACCACUCGAGGUGGUAUUGAAAAAGUGAUAAAAGAACGCAGAUGGAAGGAAAUCAUUGCUGCUUUCAACUUCCCAACUUCUAUUACCAGUGCAUCAUUUGUUUUGCGAAAGUACUAUCUCUCGCUGCUUUAUCAUUUUGAGCAGGUUUGUUAUUUUCAGAAAGAAGAACCAACCGUUAUAGCAGCAGGUCAAACAUUGUCAUAUGGGGAUGAUGAUUGUGCUGCAUCUGAGAAGCUCUCAGCAAAUUCUAACUUGGGUGAUGGAAGCUUAAUCUCUGGAACAAUAGAUGGAAAAUUUGACGAUGGAUAUUUAGUUACAAUGAAGGUGGGAUCUGAAGUUCUGAAAGGCGUCCUUUAUCACUCAUGUCCAGAACAGGAUGCAUACCAAAGUCGUAGCACUUCUGACGAGCCUGUUCACCUUUGCCGGCGAAAGAAUCAUACAGCUGUUAAAGACCCAGCUCAUCCCAAGCGAAAUAGAAGCGGUUACACCUUCUUUUUUGCAGAGCAAUACCAGAUACUGAGGCCUGCAUACCAUGGACAAGAAAGAGCUAUCAGCAAAAAAAUUGGGCAUCUAUGGAGCAAUUUGGCGGAGGCUGAAAAACAGGUAUACCAGGAGAAGGGUUUACGAGACAAGGAAAGAUACAAAGCUGAAAUGUUGGAGUACAAGUCAUCCCAACAAAUGCAAGGCUAACAGGCUUUACUGUUGGUUACUUGUGAUGUCUGCUUUCGAGGGAAUCAAUUCUCCAGGUCUUCAUUUUCCUCUCUCCCUCCCUCUCUCUCUCUCUCCCCUUUUUUAUAUUGUUGGUAGAGAAACGACUUAGAAGUUGCUGCGAUCUUUCUAAUUGACAACGAAGAAGAAUUCAUAUGAACAGAAUGAGAACUUUUUUCCUUGAGGAAUAUGGAAUAUGUCAAUUGACUUUUAUAACUUUGGCCCACCAAUCGGGCAGUGCCUACUCAGCUAGAAUUUCAUCCCCUCGCCCCAACCCGCGGUCCGGGAGCCUUUGCUUGUUGAGUAUUAGCCGUCUGAGGUGUGCUUCAACCAAAUUCUAGGUCACUCAACCACUUGUCCAUGUUUCGAACUUUCUCCCAAGUUUAACAUACUUGAAAGACCUUUUGUUA
This is a messenger RNA of Salvia splendens (bonfire salvia), 1432 nucleotides long. Its product is annotated as high mobility group B protein 10. The coding region runs from base 111 to 1004 and encodes 297 amino acids. The record is from RefSeq and is a predicted model, not a curated record. The transcript has 6 exons. Gene Ontology annotation, molecular function: DNA binding. Lineage: Eukaryota; Viridiplantae; Streptophyta; Magnoliopsida; Lamiales; Lamiaceae.